This is a messenger RNA of Struthio camelus australis, 794 nucleotides long. The record is from RefSeq and is a predicted model, not a curated record. NCBI's taxonomy places the organism in Eukaryota, Metazoa, Chordata, Aves, Struthioniformes, Struthionidae.
UGGUGUCAGGGCCGUCGCGACCGUCCCCCUCGUCUGCCCUUGCAGGGCUUGUAGAGGGUUGGGACAGCGCUGGGCUCUGCCGGCCAGUCAGGGCUGGCACGUUGCAGCCCGGCGCUGGGUGCUGCAGUGGGACCGGAUAUACGAGCUGGUGUCUCUUGCAGUGCCGCGGGAGGUCGCCCUGCCGGCACCUUUGGUGCUCGGUGCUGUAAAGAGUCUGGAGGAAACCACGUAAUUUUUGAGAACAGGGGAGGGGAAGUUUAAUCUCCGCUGAGCCGUGCUGGAUGAGACACUUCCAGCCCUCAGGGAGCUCUCCCAUGUUGCUUCUUCCUGCGUUUUACCCCUCCUGCUGUGAACUGGCCCGUCAGCUUGCAAGCAGGCUGGUUCUGAGCUCAGAUGGGCUGGUGCAAAUCUCUACUCACCCCGCUCCCUGCAGUUACCCAAGAUGCAGGCCCCGUGCUGGACAAUCUGCAGUCUAAGCCCGAAAACGGAGGAGGGCAGAUGGCUGAGUGCAAGCAGAGUGGGGACGGGGUGGGAUGCAGCGGAGGAGCUGCAGGACGCCGGCGCCUCCGGGCUGCACUGGUGUCAGACCCCCUUUCUUGCAGGCGGUGCUGGUUGUGGAGAAGGCGCUGGGCGAGCUCUGGAUCCAGCUGCCCUGCGUCGACCAGCUGGGCAGCUGCACCUACAGCGACGUCUGCACCAUCCUGGACAACCUCAUCCCUCCGGGGACGACCUGCCCAGAGCCCCUCCUCACCUACGGCAUCCCUUGCCACUGCCCCUUCAAAGCGGCGCAGUGA